AUGAGCUUCGAAUCAUACUCUCAUUAAACCACCCAGUGAACAUUCAGAACUACACAAAUAAAAAUAAAAUUUUCUCACCACCACGUCUCAAAAAUUUUUCCUCAAACUCCAGUAUCAGCGUAGCUCCACCUGGUCUCGGUGUCUUGGUUCAUCACCAGCAAUACCGCGAUCAUGUGUGACUUUGCUGUCUUGCUCUACUCAACUCCAUUAUAUAGUAACUCUUUCAAGUUGUAUAGAGUGUCAGUAUGUACCGAUCGAUCCACGCGCGAGUACCUGUAAAAUACAAAGCUACUUUUUAAUUAAACUUGUACUCAAUAAUUAAUCCUUACAAAUUAUCUUUACCAUUAACUAUACAAUCAAUUUUUUUAAAUUUAUAGAACCUCGUACUUAAAUUACUCAUAAUUACCGAAGACUGAAAAUGUUUCACGUGAAAUUUGACAGUAAAUUGAAUUUAUUUAAAUGCAGAAAAAUAAUAAAUUUUUGAAAAAAACCGAAGAAAAGAAGUGAAGUUUAAUGGCAGUGACACGUGGCAGUGAAGAAAAUAGGAUUUUAAGAUCAACCUUAAAGUCAAUUACUCGAGUAACUUCAAUUUAUUGUUACAUACUUUUUUUAAAAGUAAUUGAUGUUAAUUCCCUGUCUCAAUCAGCAUCAAUCAUUUCUAUUUCUAUAAACGAUUCCUGGGGUCUUGAAAAAUAUCAAAAGCUGCCGAGAGUCGGAAAAUGCUGUUCGCUGAAAGAAGUGAUGUCAAAAGACGAGAACGGAAUGGCGAAAUGUAUACCAGCGGAGGCUCAGAAUUACAAAAUUUUCUCGCCCUACUUCAGCGACUUCAACAAAACUGGAGCUCUCGCUCCAGGUGACAAAAAGGACAACUUUGUUACAGUCGUUGGCGAUCCAUGUAAGCACAAAAGAUAUAUGUUGGAGCCUGAAAUAUCGAGUGAUGACGAGCAUUAUUUGUUACUCAACGGCUCUAUCUUUAGUCCACAUCAAGUACCCUCGAUGCUGGCAUUGGGAUCCGACUAUUGCAUGGACAUCAUUCCUGACCGGGGUCUGAGGACACUCGUGUGCUUCCAAGAGCAGGAUCAAGUGACCGGCGACUUCCGUCUGACUUUCUACGCCUGCGGUCUUCUUAUUUCAGUGCCCUUUUUAAUUCUAACUAUAAUUGCGUAUUGCAUCACGCCUAAACUGAUGGACGUCCAUGGCAAAGCGCUCUGUCACUAUUGUGGAUGUCUAGUUGUUGCUUUUACGACACUGGCUACUGUUCAGCUGGCGAGCGCGCAUCUCAAUGACCAGUUUUGCGUCUCGAUAGCUUUCGUCAUUCAGUUUUCAUUCGUCGCGUGUUUCUUCUGGCUUAAUGUCAUGUGUCUGGAGACGUACCUCCUGCUGCGGAGGUACAUAGACACCGGGAACUGGGCACCGACAAAGCCAAAGAAACUCUUCUUCUAUUAUUCUUUGUGGGCUUGGACUCCACCGGCAGUUCUUAUCAUCAUCUCCAUGGUCGCGAACCUCAGCCCGACGGUGCCUAUUGCCUUCGUAAAACCGAACAUUGGCUCCGAGAGAUGCUGGUUUGAGUCUGACGUCAAUGCGAUGCCGUACUUUUACGUACCAGUGGGUCUUCUGGUGAUCGCCAACGUCGUGCUCUUCGCACUGACAGCAGUAGAAAUAACCCGGCAUCAACGGGAACUGGACCUCCGACGUCUUCGGGAAAACAGGGAAUCAGGUCGAGAUGACCGACGUACCCUAAGCUGGCUGAGGCGACUGUUCCUCGUCUGCCUGGCUCUGUUCUUCCUGAUGGGCAUAAACUGGGCGAUGGAAGUAAUCUCCUGGUGCGCUGGAGGCGAUCCCCUGACGUGGUCUGCCUUCGACUUCGUCAACGCGCUCCAGGGAAUAUUCGUCUUCGGUAUCUUCGUUUUACGCAAACCCAUAAGAUAUCUCGUUUGGUAUCAAGUACAAAAAUUGCGGGGCGUCGAUUCAAACGAACCGGAAGUCGCAAGUAUGGAUCGUUGUUUACUUACAGUACUAAAUGUUGAAAGAUUUCCCCGCGAAAGGAUUUCUUGAGAUAAUAAAUAAUAUUUUUUAUAAAGACACUAGUGAAAAAUUAUUUAUUA
This is a messenger RNA of Microplitis mediator, 2105 nucleotides long. Its product is annotated as G-protein coupled receptor Mth2-like. The transcript is spliced from 6 exons. Gene Ontology annotation, biological process: cell surface receptor signaling pathway; G protein-coupled receptor signaling pathway. Bases 514 to 2055 code for a protein of 513 amino acids. Gene Ontology annotation, cellular component: membrane. Gene Ontology annotation, molecular function: G protein-coupled receptor activity. The record is from RefSeq and is a predicted model, not a curated record. NCBI's taxonomy places the organism in Eukaryota, Metazoa, Arthropoda, Insecta, Hymenoptera, Braconidae.